Molecule: messenger RNA, 1732 nt
Organism: Neocloeon triangulifer
Lineage: Eukaryota; Metazoa; Arthropoda; Insecta; Ephemeroptera; Baetidae
Product: ATPase MORC2A-like
Exons: 4
Coding region: 122-1732 (536 amino acids)
Source: RefSeq, a predicted model, not a curated record
CAUGACGAUUCCGCAAAUGGUAUUUUUUUUCAAUUACUUUAAUUUUUAAGUAAAAAAGGAAUCAGAAGUGAACGAGGACACCAAAGAAGAGGAGAAAAACAAGCUGGCCGACGAGGUCGAAAUGGACCUCAGCAAUUCCGUCAGCGAGGCCUUCAUCGAGAUCGUGUCCGACGAGUUCUUCUCAACAAACGAAGACACGACUGAGGAUUAUCUGGGCAUUUUUGACGUUUCGCCGCCGCCAAAGUUUACCGAGAUCAGCAGCGACUGGAGUUUUGAAACAGACUCCCCUGGCUCGCAGUACCUGAGCAAACUGGAGGCCGAAGAAUCCGUCUCUCCGGACAAGAGACAAAAUAGUGACACCCUUAUGGCGUUUGAGGAGCGUUUGAUGUCCGAACCUGACGAGGAGUUGAAAAAUGACAUAAGCCACCUGAAGCCAAAAGAAGUUGCAAGUGAAGUCAAGACCCCUGACCUGGAGUUGAAGGCUGCAGAUUUUCCAGCCGAGGAAAAGUCGGUGGAAAAAGUGCUGAGCUUUGAGAUCAAAGAUCCUGAUUUGGAAAUCAUCAAUGUGGAAAUAAUUCCGAACAAAGCAAAUUCUGGAGAAAACUCUGAACCUUUUGAGGAACCAAAAGAUGACCUGCCAGUGCACCAGAAUAAAGAACCCUCAGACGUGAAAGAAUCAGACCACGGAGACGACUUUCAAGAGAAGUUUGAAGCCGAAGAGCCAGUGGAGAAAAUCAAAGAGCCUGAAGUGGAGAAAAUGUUGAUCCUGCUUUCUGCAGAAAAAGCUCCAAAGCAGUUGGAAGAAACUCCAGUCCCGAAAAAGCCGAUCCUGCUGAAAACCAAAGCUGCGUCAAACUCGGGAAAGGUCGGACCCUGCAGGAUUCCCAGGUUGAAUUGUCUCCUCCGCAGCUCAACUCCGUACAGCUCUGGCGCCCGCACGGCGCCGAUCGAGCGACCCAGGACGGCAACGCCGCGUCCGGUCCAGCCUCGCCUGCCAGCAGUGCCAACCCUGAGAAGCCUCGCCAAAACCACCCCACCCGCUCAGGUGCUCAGCACCCCUGCUACCCCUAGGAGGAACAAAUACUCCAACAUCAAGGCCAAGGUGAACAGCAAGCCGACGAGCAUCCUGAAGGUGCAGCCUGAAUCGAAGGAGUCCAAGGUCAAAAGGGUCGGAUGGAAGGACAAGCUCGAGACUUCCAUUCAGGACGACAGUUUGAAGAGCGCCGAAAAGGUUGAAAAAGAGCUCAUGGCAACUCUGAAGAAAAAGAUAGAGGAGUUGAAAAAUGAGAUAAGCCACCCGAAGCCACAAGCAGAAGUUUCAAGUGAGGUGAAGACCCCCGACCUGGAGUUGAAGGCUGCAGAUUUUGGUGCCGAGGAAAAGUCGGUGGAAAAAGUGCUGAGCUUUGAGGUGCAGAAGGAAGCCGUGGCGACGGCCGCGGACGACAGGUUGACCCUGGGCGUGACCCCGUGUCACUUGGUUUUCUCGUCCGAGGAGGAAAGUUCGCCCGAGCUGAAAGUGCCGACGCCGGCAGAGGUGACCAAAGAACAAGAACAAGAAGAAAUUGAAGAUGCGGCUGAGAGCGCGGGCGUGACCAAAGUUCUGCUCGGCGCAGCGGCCGUCGCGGGACUGGCCGCCGUCGGCUACGUCACCGUCACCCACUGGGACAAGCUGGUCGAGAAAACUGCGCCCAUCGUCAAGAACAUUGCUGACAAUUUCACUUUUCAGUUUUAA